AUGCAGAGUUGCUGCCUGACUGGCUAUCAGGAAACAGGUGUGCCUGCUACUGCAGGGGGGUGGGGGAGGAGCAUCAAGCAGCUCCGCAAAGGCCUGUCAGAGGAGUGGGUGCCACUGCCUGGCCAGAAACUGGUAACUGGUGUUCACAGGUACAGCAGGACCCAGUGUCCCUGUGGAGGACUGCCAGAGGAGGUGAAGCCACUGCCUGAUCCCUAUCAAGCAGGAAGCAAGUGUGCACAGGUGGACCUGUGGCAGCCCAGCGGCAUCUCCUAUGUAUCAGAGGGAACAGUGACUGAUGUCCGUGUUCCCCAAAAUGGUUCUCAAGCCCUGUUAGCCUUCUUACAGGAAGCCAACAUCCGGUACAAGAUCCUCAUAGAAGAUCUUCAGAAAGCACUGGAAAGGGGAAGAAGCUUACAAAUCCAGAGAAAUAGAAGAUCCCUCUCUGAAUACAAUUAUGAAGUUUAUCACUCCUUAGAAGAAAUUCAAAAUUGGAUGCAUCAUCUGAAUAAAACUCAUUCAGGCCUCAUUCACAUGUUCUCUAUUGGAAAAUCAUAUGAGGGAAGAUCUCUUUUUAUUUUAAAGCUGGGCAGAAAAUCACGAGCUUACAAAGGAGCUGUCUGGAUAGACUGUGGUAUUCAUGCAAGAGAAUGGAUUGGUCCUGCCUUUUGUCAGUGGUUUGUAAAAGAAGCUCUUCAAACAUAUAGGAGUGACCCAGCCAUGAGAAAAAUGUUGCAUCAUCUGUAUUUCUAUAUCAUGCCUGUGUUUAAUGUUGAUGGAUACCAUUUUAGCUGGACCAAUGAUCGAUUUUGGAGAAAAACAAGGUCAAGGAACUCAAGGUUUCACUGCCGUGGAGUUGAUGCUAAUCGUAACUGGAAAGUGAAAUGGUGCAGUAAGUUUGGGAGUGAUUGGGAUUCAGAGCCAAAG
This is a messenger RNA of Galeopterus variegatus (Sunda flying lemur), 924 nucleotides long. RefSeq names its product carboxypeptidase A6-like. The transcript has 7 exons. Gene Ontology annotation, molecular function: zinc ion binding; metallocarboxypeptidase activity. Gene Ontology annotation, biological process: proteolysis. The annotation marks the transcript as partial. Lineage: Eukaryota; Metazoa; Chordata; Mammalia; Dermoptera; Cynocephalidae. The record is from RefSeq and is a predicted model, not a curated record.